UCCGUUCACCAUCCUCCAAUAGUGGGUCAUUUUUUCCUGUAAUAGAAAUCUGUUUGACAGCAUUUCACCAUCCAUCACACCCAGCCUUGUUCAAGAAGGAGGAACCGAGGGAGGAGGAGGACGAUGGCUACCGAUGGAGUUUCUCCCCACGCUCUGCUGUGGCUCAGCCUGAGCGGUUUGAGCUCCCUGGUGUCACCCCUAAACCCCGAUGAUCCCAAUGUGUGCAGCCACUGGGAGAGUUAUGCAGUGACUGUGCAGGAGUCUUAUGCCCAUCCAUUUGACCAGGUUUACUACACCCGAUGCACCGACAUCCUCAACUGGUUCAAAUGCACGAGACACAGGAUCAGCUACAAGACCGCCUAUAGGAGAGGUGUAAGGACCAUGUACAGACGACGCUCUCAGUGUUGUCCAGGCUUCUAUGAAAGUGGAGAACUGUGUGUUCCACUGUGCACAGAAGAGUGUGCCCAUGGACGAUGUGUCUCUCCUGAUACUUGCCAAUGUGAGCCAGGAUGGGGAGGACUGGACUGCUCCAGUGGAGUGGUGGAUCCCAAAGAUCGUGUGCCAGGAUUGGAUGCUGCUCUGGAGGCGCGGUUGAGGACGGCAAUCAUCCAUCCUCGAUUUUACCCCAACCGGCUGGGGCUGGGACAUGCCCUGUAG
Pundamilia nyererei is the source of this 657-nucleotide messenger RNA. RefSeq names its product multiple epidermal growth factor-like domains protein 11. Gene Ontology annotation, molecular function: protein binding. Gene Ontology annotation, cellular component: membrane. Bases 124 to 657 code for a protein of 177 amino acids. The transcript is spliced from 6 exons. The record is from RefSeq and is a predicted model, not a curated record. NCBI's taxonomy places the organism in Eukaryota, Metazoa, Chordata, Actinopteri, Cichliformes, Cichlidae.